Messenger RNA from Pyricularia grisea, 2157 nucleotides. RefSeq lists its product as uncharacterized. Bases 1 to 2157 code for a protein of 718 amino acids. The record is from RefSeq and is a predicted model, not a curated record. NCBI's taxonomy places the organism in Eukaryota, Fungi, Ascomycota, Sordariomycetes, Magnaporthales, Pyriculariaceae. The transcript has a single exon.
AUGGCGACCUGGAAUUCAAUCCCGCGCGAAAUACAGCAAAUGGUGCUAGAUGCACUGGUGGCACUCAAAAAGAAGGAGGCGCAAAAGCUGUUGCACACUAAGCCGCGGCUGUCGCGAUACGUUACCGUCUGUCGCUUUUGGCAAGAGGCUCUCGAGCCCGUCAUGUUCAGGGACCUGCACAUAAAACCCAAGCAUCUUGCCGACUUCGACAACUACUUGCGCGGCGGGCGGCGGCUCAUGCUCCGGCACCUCUGGUUCCGCGUGCAGCUGAGUAAGCCGCGGCGGCGCAUGACGGAGCGAGACAAGAUGGACGAGGAGGAGGACAACAAUGCCUUCUUCACCACAGCCGUCUACGACCUGUUCGCGACGCUGAGGAAGUGGGGACGCUUGCCACAACAGCCGCUGGAGCUGGAACUUGGGGCCGAGAGUCCCGGUGACCCCAAGUGGUCCUUUGGUGACCAGGGCAUCAUGACCAACAACGACUACUCGGUCGGCGAGCUCGACUUUUGCUUCGUCGACGGCUUCAAAAAGUUCUCGUACCCUUCACCGCUUCCCGAGGUUGGCGUCGUCACAACCUUUUCCAUCCUUCGCCGCACGCGCCGGUACUUUGCACCGCAGGCCCUCCUGACCAUUUUCGACAGUCUUCCCAACAUUAGCGAGAUCCGAUAUGAGCCGUGGUACUUUCUGAACGCGGAUUCCCAGUGCGAUGUUGACGAGGCCUUUGGCCGCUAUAUCAGACACUGGCCGCCAACCGUCAAGCGCAUCAGCAUCUACGAACAUUGUAGGGAGUUUAGGCGGCACUUUCCCAACCAGUUCAUCGAGUUUGACGACGCCUGGAUGGACGAGAAUGGCGGCUUGUUUGGUGACUUGGACGGAGAUGGAGACCUGCACGAUAUGCAUCAGGAUCACGACCUAAUGCAUAACCUCCACCACCACCAUCACCACGUACAUCAUCACCAUCAUCAUGAUCACCACCACCAUCACCAUAUACAUCAAGGGGAUGAUCAGAACUGGCACGGGCCGGAUAAUGAGAGCAUAGCCGAUGAGGACGGCUGGGAAACGGCGAACGAGGACGAGGACGGUUUCGACGAUGACGACAACGACUUUGAAAAUAAUCAGGACUCUCAUGACGGCACCGGCGACAGCAACCAAAAUUCCAAUAGUGGCUGGAACCUACCUUCGGCUCCCGAUCUCGUGCAGGCAUUCGCCAACGCUCUCUCGAAUCUCCCGCUGCCCGGUUCGGCGGCAACUAACGAUCCGUCACAACCGGUUGUGGCACAAGGAGGAAACGGGCCAUUUGGAGACCCCGGUGGCGGGGAUGAGUUUGGCGGAGGGGACCCUGGCGAUUACCCAGAGCUAGCCCCUCUCGGCCUGGGAUUGCUAUUUAUCCGCCCCAGUCAGAAACUGCAGGAGUUGGCCGUGUCGGGCCUGAUCGAUGCCCGGGACUUCUUCGAGCCCUUCUACGCCCGGCCCGAGUCUGGUAUGAGCGACGCACUGCCAUCAUGGGACGAACUGCGAUGGCUGACACUGACUUCGCCGGCGCUCCUCAACCCGACCCCUUCUGAGGGGGGCAGCGAUCAUGUCAAUGAGCUGCUGCAGGCGGCAGGCAGGGCCGCGAUGCGCAUGCCGAAGCUGCAGGUUAUGGAGAUAUACAGCACAGACGCGCGCGGCGGUGCCGUGUUCCGCUAUCAGGCCACGGAGACGAGGACGGCCAUCUCGUGGUCUAGUGCUUGGUCGAGCAGCUGGCGGCCGCCAAAUGCCAACGACGGCGGGCCGGCGGCGGUGGGAAACAAUUUCGACGGUAACAACGGCGGCAACAUCAAUCUAGGCAGCAUGCUGGAGGACGCGGAUGGAGACGUAGAUAUGGGCGUCGCAGGAGAUACGGUUGACGUGGAUGACGACGAACAUCCAAGGCACUUUCGAGUCAGUCCUCGGGUGGUUGAGACGUGGCAGCGCGUGGCGCGGCGGCUCACGCGUCACGACCUGGACCCUGUGUUCGAGGCCGUGUCGACGUGGCCCGGUGAUCCCUUUGACUUCUUGCACGAGAACUUGGUCACGAGGGAGCUGGUGCUGCAUGAGGCCAGCUCUAUGGAUAUAUUGCAGACUUUUGAGUUGCCCGGGGAGGCCUUAAGACUUCCUCGAGUAGGGCAACCAUGA